AUGCGGAUUACUUUCCCUAGGCUUGCUCGCUACCUGGAGCCAGGCACUCCCACCGGCUUGACAGGACUAUGGACUCAUUCCACCCCUCGAUCGACUCUUCUCUACCUCUACACGAGCACGCUGAACAAGCUGCAAUCGAUACCCGAGAAAUCGCUCUACCGCCAAUCCGUGGAAGCUGUCACGAAACACCGCAUGGGACUCGUCGAGAAAUUGACCCCCCCAGGCUACGACGAGUGGGUGACGAAAGCGCAGGAGCUGGUCAGGAAAAACCCCGAGCAGUUUCGAGUGACGAGCGGCCGAGUCGACGGCAGCGAGGCGAAGACGGUCAAACUAGGCAACCGAGUCUUUGUCGUGGGCGCCAGGCACGAGGCGGGGGAUGUUCGCUACGAAGAGUGGGACGGGGAGGCCGACGAGGGCGCUGAACUGGAGGGCAUCCGGACGGCCGCCGAGAGGAGCGACCAGGCCAUGUGGGCUGAACGGAAUCCGCUGGAGCAUCACGAGAAAAUCGAAUGGGAAGACGAGCCCCAAUUGACCGCUGAUCAGGUGCAUGAACUCGAGCAAGCGAUCGGAGCGGGAUUGAUCGAGGAAGUCAUCGAGGUGGCUGAGGGCGAGCUUCGCAUCAUCGAUACCAUGGAGAAAGCUCGAAUCUGGGAGGAUCUCGAGGAACAGCCGGUGGACGGCCAGUGGGAGUACUUUGACAGAAAGUCCAUGUGA
Ustilaginoidea virens is the source of this 714-nucleotide messenger RNA. RefSeq lists its product as uncharacterized. Lineage: Eukaryota; Fungi; Ascomycota; Sordariomycetes; Hypocreales; Clavicipitaceae. Gene Ontology annotation, biological process: respiratory electron transport chain. The transcript has 3 exons. Bases 1 to 714 code for a protein of 237 amino acids. The record is from RefSeq and is a predicted model, not a curated record.